GUCGGCACGUGGAUUGAUCGGGACAUUGUGAUUGGCUAACGCACAAGACUUUUCCGAACUAAGCUAUCUGCGCGUUUUGUGCGAACACAUUGAACCUCCUGGUUCCAACCCUUUUCAAAGUUCGCAUUUACUGUGCCAGGUCCCCAAUAUGUCUCGUUAUCCAAACUACCUUUCACCCGACAUUACACCAACAUCAACGCCCUCUAAGCUCAAAUCCCAGAAAUCAAGGCAAAGACGCGAACCUUCAGGCGUGUUCUCUCUAUUCCAACCACCACAGAUCCAACAAUUCCGAGAGGCGUUCUCGUUGAUUGAUCAUGAUGGAGACGGGAUUGUGAACGAGCAGGACUUGAAGCACAUAUUUACUAGCCUCGGCAUCACACCGACAAAGAAUAUGAUGGAUGGCCUUCUUGCAGACCGUCCAGGCGACCGUCGAGGAAGUGCUGCCCACUCCCGUCUACCUUCGUUCGAAUCAGACUCGUCAAAUGACCGAGGAAUUACGUUCCCUAUGUUCCUCACCAUGAUGGGCGAACAUCUCUAUGACUUCGAUACGGAACAGGAGCUCUUGUCUGCUUUUGAAUGUUUCGACGAGAAUGAUACAGGUUUGGUGAAAUGCGAUGAGAUCCGGAAGUGGUUGGGGGAUGUCGGGGAGAGGAUGGACGCGGCGGAGGUACGUUCGCCUUCGAUCGACAAAUUCCUCAAGGGGCCAUUCACGGACCGAUCGGGGAACUUCAAUUAUCGAGAAUGGGUAAAGGUUUUGAGGAUCAACGCCGACGAGGAUGAAGAUGAGUCUCCUCAUUGAUUCGCUCGAAAUUCAACAUGGACAUAUCUCGGACUGCUUGCUGUACUUGUAAUGACCUGUGAUGACUUAUGACUGUAUACCCCAUUCGACUACUGGUAACGUGUUCUUCGGGUAACAUGGUGUUGCAUGUUCUGUGCAU
Molecule: messenger RNA, 938 nt
Organism: Somion occarium
Lineage: Eukaryota; Fungi; Basidiomycota; Agaricomycetes; Polyporales; Cerrenaceae
Source: the annotation of a GenBank genome assembly